Molecule: messenger RNA, 756 nt
Organism: Spirometra erinaceieuropaei
Lineage: Eukaryota; Metazoa; Platyhelminthes; Cestoda; Diphyllobothriidea; Diphyllobothriidae
Source: the annotation of a GenBank genome assembly
AUGACACAACAACAGACACCAUUCCUCCAACCUCCGACUCCAUGGGUGAGGACCAGGACUACACCUGCCCUCACUGCGACCGCACCUUCACCUCACAUAUCGCCCUGGUCAGUCACUUGCGAAUCCAUCGCACAGAGACUGACGAACCAGUGCCAGAAGGACCAAUCUACACCCACCGCUCUCGCCUCCACUGCCAACACUGCCCUCGCACCUUUACGCAUCGCAUGGGCCUAUUCGGCCACAUAUGCAUCUACGAGAGCGGAAUUGACCACCACGCCAAACCCCAUCACCACUUCAAGACCCAUCACUGUCAUCGCAACUGACACCGACACCACCGACGUCGCCUGUCCACACUGUCCACGCACCUUCACCUCACGCAUCGGCCUGGUUGGUCACUUGCGAAUUCAUCGCACGGGGACUGGCGAACCAGUGCCUGAGGCACCAAUCUAUGCUCACCAAGCUCACCUCCACUGCCCACGCUGCCCUCGCACUUUCACGCAUCGCAUGGCCUACUCGGUCACAUGCGCAUCCAAGACGACCUGCGUAGACAACCGCUGGUUACACCACACAUCCACACACACCCCCUACCUUCCUCCACCAUUACCACCACACAUCAACACUCACCCACCGUAUGCACCCAACUGCCACCUCCCACGUAGGUGGGAAGUGUGCAUCUCGACUCGGUCCCCAUGCGACUUCGGCUGCACGGGCGACUUGAGUCUGCGAUUAUCCCGACACCUCAAGCGUCGUCCCUAG